UCCAACCGAAACCCUCGAGGAGCGAGGAAAUCGCGGCGGGAGCUGGCUGAAGAAGGCAACGAAGGGACCAGCGGCUUGGGAAGGAGGAGAGGAGUUUGCGAGAGAUUUGUGGAUUGCUGUUAAAUCCGUCCAAUGAUCGGAUUUACUAAAUCCGGGAUUCAAGGCAUGUAGCACGGGAGAAUCGGAUUUAAGGCUCUGUAGGAUUUAAAAUUGACAUUUUUUUCUGUUUGGUGCUAAAAUCCUGUUCAAAUCCUGCACCACAUAGCCCUGACUCGUCUAUUGUUCAUCUCCUUGGCGGCUUCUUCUUUACUUGGAACGGCAUUUCUCUGUUUUCCAGGGCUUGACCCAGCAUCGCGGCUUCUUUGCCGUGAUGGAUGAGGAACAUUAGAAGUAACGAAACCUUGAUCAAAUAUUUUCCCAUGGAGGAAGAUGAUGAGGACAAAUUUCUGCUGAAUAGUUUGGGUGUCACAUCUGUGGCACCUGAAGCUAUAGAGCGUCAACUAUUUUUGCAGGCAAGAAAUGAUAAUCAAAGUGAUUCUGCUGAGAGCUCUGAGGUGCUUGAUCAAGUUACCGAUCCAUCAUCAUCAAGUUGCGUCAAACUCUAUAACAAAUUGAAGGCGGUUGAAGUCGAAAUAAAUGCUGUUGCUUCGAGCAUUACGGAAGAGAAGAAUGAGGCGUUGGGCGAUAAGACAACCACUGAUGUUGCGAAGAACAGCGUUGAACCUGUCCAGGUUACCCUUGAUGGAUUGUCGCUUCAGCAGGCACUGGCAAAAGAUCGUCUAGAAAGUCUUCAGAGAACGAAAGCACGAAUCAAAAAAGAAAUUUCAAAUUUUGAAAACCAGAGUUCCGCUAGUAACAUUGAACAUGAGAAAUUACUUGACGAAUUGGUUAAAGACAAGCCGAAGAACAAGAAAGCGGAGCAAUCUAACAGGCACUCAAAAAGGAUUUUAAAAACUGUUGCUUAUGAUGAAGAUACUGAUUUUGAUGCAGUGCUUGAUGCAGCUUCUGCUGACUUUGUUGAAACAGAAAGGGAGGAACUGAUUCGAAAGGGAAAAUUAACUCCUUUUCAUAAAAUUAAAGGUUUUGAGCGACGCAUAGAGCUUCCUGGUCCAUCAAAUCAAAAUGUGGUUGAUAAUGGUGCUUCGAAUGAGAAUUUUGUUUCAUCUACCAUUGCUAAAGCGGCUCAAUCAAUGGAAGAUAUUGCACGCAAUCGUCCAUCUACUAAACUGCUUGGUUUAGAAGCCUUACCCGUGCUUGAUCCACCUGCUCGACCUUUCCAGAGGUUAAGAAAACCUUACAAAAUUUCUCCAAGCGAAGAUGUUCAUGAGAAGAAAAGACGAAAGCUUGGAAAGUUAAAGAGGCCUUUCCCAGGCAAGAAACGGCAAAAGUAUGAUUCGCGGAAGGAAGAUUUUCCCAAUGGAGAUGGGGACGACGAUAUCUCUAUUGAUGAUAAAGAAAACCCGACCGAGGCUUCCUCUGUUGAAGAUCAAUCCUAUAUAAUCCUUGAAGGAGGGUUGAAGAUACCUAAUUUUGUUUACAGGCAACUUUUUGAUUAUCAGAAAGUCGGGGUCCAAUGGUUAUGGGAGCUGCACUGUCAAAGAGCUGGUGGUAUAAUAGCUGAUGAAAUGGGUCUUGGUAAGACUAUUCAGGUCAUCUCCUUCCUCGGAGCUCUCCAUUUCAGCAAGAUGUACAAACCCAGCAUCGUUAUCUGCCCUGUUACUAUUCUCAGGCAGUGGCUUAGGGAAACUCAUAAAUGCUACCCUCAUUUCAAUGUCGAGAUACUGCACUAUUCCGGUCAGACACAGCCAUUAACGAGCUCCAAUGAUAGCGAAGCUUCAUUGGAUAGUGAUUGCGACAGCCCGUGCCCUAAGAAGUUGAAGAAGAGUUGGGAUCAUGUGAUUGAUCGGGUUUCGAGAUCCGAAGCAGGUCUACUCCUUACCACAUAUGAGCAGCUUAGAAUUCAUGGCGAGAAGCUUCUCAGUAUUGAAUGGGGGUACGCCAUCUUGGAUGAGGGUCACCGCAUCCGAAACCCUAAUGCUGAUGUCACCCUGGUUUGCAAACAGUUACAAACCGUGCACCGAAUCAUAAUGACCGGAUCGCCGGUUCAGAACAAGCUUUCUGAACUGUGGUCACUUUUUGAUUUUGUCUUCCCCGGUAAACUCGGUGUUCUACCCAUAUUUGAGUCUGAGUUUGUUGUUCCGAUCACGGUUGGUGGGUACGCUAAUGCAACGCCUUUACAAGUAUCUACUGCUUACAGAUGUGCGGUCGUCCUGCGAGACUUGAUCAUGCCAUAUCUCCUUCGACGUAUGAAAGCCGAUGUUCAAGCUCAGCUCCCAAAGAAAACCGAACACGUGCUUUUUUGCAGCCUAACGCAGGAGCAGCGAUCUGUUUACCGAGCUUUUCUCGCAAGCUCUGAGGUUGAGAAAAUUUUUGAUGGUAGCAUGAACUCCCUCUAUGGAAUAGAUGUGAUGAGAAAAAUCUGCAAUCACCCUGACCUGUUAGAAAGGGAACAUUCUCAUCAGCAUGAGGAUUAUGGAAAUCCAGAACGGAGCGGAAAGAUGAAGGUGGUUGCUCAAGUACUCAAGGUGUGGAAGGAGGAAGGUCAUCGCGUGCUUCUUUUUACUCAAACUCAACAGGUUUUGGACAUUAUUGAGAGUUUUCUGAUCAGAAAUGAGUAUAGCUACAGGAGAAUGGAUGGACUAACUCCUGUAAAGCAUAGAAUGGCUCUUAUGGAUGAGUUCAACAAUUCCGCUGAAAUUUUCAUUUUCAUAUUGACAACUAAAGUUGGUGGUUUGGGAACAAAUCUGACUGGUGCUAACAGGGUUAUCAUAUAUGAUCCUGACUGGAAUCCUUCUACAGAUAUGCAGGCGAGAGAACGCGCUUGGCGAAUCGGUCAGAAACGAGAUGUAACAGUGUAUAGACUGAUCACCCGUGGAACCAUAGAGGAAAAGGUUUACCACAGACAGAUCUACAAACAUUUCCUGACAAACAAGAUCUUGAAGAAUCCUCAACAGAGGAGAUUCUUUAAAGCCAAGGACAUGAAGGACCUCUUCACUCUGCAGGACGAAGGAAAUGAUAAAGCGAGCGAGACAUUAAAUAUCUUUGGCCAGUUAUCUGGAGGGCUAAAGCUCGAGAUCAGCAAUAAUCAUGCUGAGCGGACUUCUCCGGUUCAAGGGACUUCUCCAGGACCCGAACAGCAACAGGGAAACGUCAAUCAAAGCAAUGGUGCCGCAGAUGAACAAGAUAUAUUGAAGUGCUUGUUUGAUGCUCAUGGGAUUCAUAGCGCAUUAAACCAUGAUGUAAUCAUGAAUGCCCAUGACGAUGACAAAUUGAGGAUGGAGGAGCAAGCUUCCCGAGUCGCGCAGAGGGCUGCAGAGGCGUUGCGGGAGUCGAGAAUGUUGCGGAGUCGCGAGAGCUUCUCAACGCCGACUUGGACCGGCAAGUCGGGUGCUGCCGGCGCUCCAUUCUCCGUUCCGCGAAAGUUUGGAUCUGCCGUGAACACCCACUUACUUGGCUCUUCUAGACAAACGAAAGGUUCUUCCUCUGGCAAGUUUGCUGCCGGCGCUUCUGCCGGCAAGACGAUAUCUUCAGCCGAGCUGUUGGAUCGAAUUCGCGGGAGACGGGAGCGAGAAAUCGGCGACGCGCUGGAGCAAGAUCUUGGUCUGGCAUCUACCAGCUCGAAACCGAAUGCGCGAACCUCGAGGCCACCAAUUAUAGUGCAACCGGAGGUUAUGAUUCGCCAGCUCUGUACUUUCAUACAAGGAAGAGGUGGCCAGGUUGAUUCAUUAAGCAUAACAGAACACUUCAGGGAGAGGAUACAGACAAAAGACUUGCUUCUGUUCAAGAGUCUGCUAAGAGAGAUAGCCAAGCUUGAGAAAGAUGGAAAUGGUGGUAGAUGGGUUUUGAAGCCUGAUUACCAAUAAUGUUCAGUGCUUGAACAGCAUCUGUAAUUAUUUGGAAAAAGAGGCAAAAUGAAAUUUUUCUGCUUGGCAAAUGUAAUAAUAGUUGUUAUUAUUAUUAUUUUUGUGAAAUGGUGUAUCUAAGCAUGUUUAUUUAUACCCUUAGAUAGAAGUUAACCACAAAUCAGUCUUGUCUUCUUCAACUGUAUAGCUGAGUCCUGAGGAUAUUACAUUUGUACUGGGAAAUUGUUUAACU
Phalaenopsis equestris is the source of this 4155-nucleotide messenger RNA. RefSeq names its product DNA excision repair protein CSB. Lineage: Eukaryota; Viridiplantae; Streptophyta; Magnoliopsida; Asparagales; Orchidaceae. Gene Ontology annotation, molecular function: ATP-dependent chromatin remodeler activity; ATP binding. The transcript is spliced from 7 exons. Gene Ontology annotation, cellular component: nucleus. Gene Ontology annotation, biological process: transcription-coupled nucleotide-excision repair. The coding region runs from base 375 to 3923 and encodes 1182 amino acids. The record is from RefSeq and is a predicted model, not a curated record.